AUGUGGGAUUUGUUUUUCGAGAAGGUUCGUUUGGAUGGGUUUUGGAGAUGUACUCAGGAUCGUGAACUUAUGUUGGAGGAUGAUAUGGAUCAUGGACACGCAAGUCAGGAGAAACUCGAUGACCUUUGUGAUAUUUUCCCAAGACCAACUUCUCCUCGACCACGUGGACCAGAGGCACGUAGAUCAAGAUUUAGUUUCCUCGACGAAAUCAACAGCAAAGACCUCAAAGCUUAUUCACCCUCUCAAAUUCAGACAAUCCUCCAACAACGUAGUCAUCUUCAUGAUGUACUUGCCAAUUCUGAGGAGCCUGUCCUUACACCAUCGAACUCUUCCAGUAACAUCCCACGAUUUUUGUUCAAUCCUUUCUCUCGCCCAUCUCCAACCACUUCUCAAACAGUCCCAAAUUUGAGAAUUACUAAUCCACGCCCAUGGUUGCCAUCAAGAGGUACCGAGUGUCAAUUUAAAUGCUGUCAUACUUGUCGACCCACGCUUCUUGAUCGCAGCUAUCUUAGUCUCAAUGCCAUUGCAGAUGAUGACUUGCCCUGUACCGCCACCACUGGAUUUGGGUUCAAUUUACAAAAGUUUAGACCGGUGGGCAAUGUUGAGGUCGUUAGAAAUUUGGGAUUGAGACCAAAUCCAGUUCCUGUUGAACCAAACAGACCAUGUUCCCGAAACUUGCGAUUUCAACGACGAGCAACUGAUCUUGGUCUUGGUGUCUUGACUGAUCGAUCGACUAACACAUCCAACUACAACAACAUGAACACCAAUUCUUCACCUUCUCAGACGGAUUCCUGUAACUCAGUACCUCAAGUUCCUACGCUUUACCAUCGUUCUGAUUUCUUUUCCGAACCCCCUUCCUCUACCGCCGGAUCAUUCCCGUCCUCUUCUUCCGAUGGUACUUCAACAUCUGAUGAAUCCAGCCCUUAUCCUUUCCCUUACGUUGGGAGAUCAGCCCCUAUCCACCAUUCAAAAAAUAAUACCAAUCCAUUCAGAGCAAUGGGUUCAAAUAUCGUUCAAAAUCAUGCAGUACUCAUUCCUCUUCCUCCACAAAAUCCAUCCGAAGUCUCACUUCUAGCCACGCCUACCACACCCACUUUGAUGGAAGCAACCGAGUCCGAUGGUCACUUUUUCGGCGCGGAACCAUUGGAGGUAGAGGAUGGAGUUGCGGUUAUGGAGGAGGGUGUUGGUUUACAUGUUCCAGAUGUUUUGAUCACACAAUAUUAA
Molecule: messenger RNA, 1224 nt
Organism: Botrytis sinoallii
Lineage: Eukaryota; Fungi; Ascomycota; Leotiomycetes; Helotiales; Sclerotiniaceae
Exons: 4
Coding region: 1-1224 (407 amino acids)
Source: RefSeq, a predicted model, not a curated record